UUUAACGGAUUAUCAUUUGGAGUCGUAUGUAUAUGCAUCAUAUGAGAUUGGGUGGGUGAGUUGGUUUUGUAUUCCGAUGGCUUUUUCUUCAGCUUCACCGAGUUCGGGCGGCGCCGCCGGGCAUUCGAAGAGGGCAUUAGGGUUUUUUAGGAAUGUCAUGAAACAAAAAGACGGAUUCAUUCAAUUAUUCGCGAUGACGGGAAUUCUGCUCUUAAGCAUGAGAUCUUUGGGGCAGAAGUACCGAAUGCAUGGGCUUGAAGAGGAUACACACGCGCUGAAGGAGGAGCACAACUCACUCACUGAUCGCAUGAAAAACAUCAAGGGCGCACUGCUUCACGAAGCUUCUCAAGACUCCACCGGCGUCUUCGCUUCUCGUCUUCGCCUUCUCUUCGGCGAACAAUAUUGAUCCCCUCCUUCCCUGUGAGUUAUAGAUAGGCUCUUAUGCGUCUUUGCCUAUUGUUUCUAUGCUUAUCAAUCUCUGGAUAAAAUAAUGUAAACCCUCGUGACUUGUAGAAACUAUGUUUGUUCUGCCUCUUAAAUCUGAUAAUGAAAAUUAGACUCGUAAAUAAAAGUCUUUGACGGUGAUUGUUGCUUGCUAGGAAUACAUUGGUCUGCUUAUGGCAUGGUCGUGGUUCUUGUUGAGGAUGUUAAAUGUUUGUACUUCAAGCAUACCUUAAAAUUAAAUGUAAUGUGCGGUGAGAAUGAAUAAAGAAUGAAUAGAAGGGAUAGACGCAUCUUUAUAUACAUUUAGAAAUUGGAAUACUUGGAAACUAACUGUGUUGUGAAUACUGGACUUGCAAUUUACUGUUGCCUGUUCAUGAUCAGAUAACUUUUCUUCUCAAAUGAGGUUCAGUGC
Molecule: messenger RNA, 856 nt
Organism: Gastrolobium bilobum
Lineage: Eukaryota; Viridiplantae; Streptophyta; Magnoliopsida; Fabales; Fabaceae
Exons: 1
Coding region: 77-406 (109 amino acids)
Source: RefSeq, a predicted model, not a curated record